UGAUAAUCGUGUACCCAGUGAACAUGUUUACCUGUCGUUUUACCUGUUGAUUGAAGUGUGUACGGCUGAUCAAUAGCCGGCACCUAGCUGUUGGUUUGUCAGAUGAUAAUAUACGCGUGUAUGAUAGGAUUUUAGGCCCUUUGUAAUAGAAUAUCCUUCGAAGUAGCCCACUGAACAGUGUGUUAACGAGCUUAUAGACCGGAUUAUUACAUCACAAAACUAUUGGUGGAUUUAACAUUCAUUAAAACUGAAGAACAGGAUGGUGAUGAUGAGGGUGGUGGUCAGCUGCCUGUAUCUUUGUCUGCUGACCGCUCACCCACUGACUGCUGAGGAGGAGGAACAGCCACUGGUUGGAGAGCACCUAAACCAGUUCAUUAUACAGGUAGACAAGCGGGAUCUUGAGGAUGUGGCCAGGGAUUAUGGCUUCCAUGUGGAGAAAGAGCAUCAGCUGGAGGAUAUUGGGCUCUACUCACUGGUUCAUCCAGAGGUUGCCACUCGAUCCAAACGCAGUGCAGAUCUUCACCUCAGCAAACUUAAGGAUGAUCCUCGGGUGAGAGAAAUCACUCAACUCAAAGUGUUGGACCGAGUGAAAAGGGAGAUGAUUUAUGACAAACAGAUUGAGUUUCCAGUGAGGAAUAUUAAUCCUUCAGAGUUUUAUCGUGUUGACAAGAGUCAUUUUUCUCUACGAGGAAUGCCAAAUCCAGACUGUCAUGAUGACUUCCACAUGGAAUUUAACGACAAAUUCUAUGAUGAUUCCUGGUUUAUUUCCAAUGAAGGACAGACAGGAGGAAAAUGUGGUAUAGAUCUUCGUGUGAACAAGGCAUGGCGAGGAGACUUUUCUGGCCGUGGUAUCAGGGUGGUCGUCCUGGACGAUGGCCUUGACCAUAGUCAUCCUGAUCUCCGUGGUAAUUAUGACUCUGAGAUCAGUGCUGACUUUAACGACAAUGAUUCUGAUCCUAAACCGGACCUUACCAACCCUGACAACAGCCAUGGCACCCGAUGUGCAGGAGAAAUAGCAGGUGCUGCCAACAAUGGUGUCUGUUCUGUAGGAAUAGCCUACAACUGUAAAAUUGGAGGUGUCCGAAUACUGGAUGGCAUUGUUACUGAUGUAUUGGAAGCUAGAGCGAUCAAGCACAAACUUUCAACCGUUGACAUAUACAGUGCCUCCUGGGGACCCCGAGACGACGGUAUGACCAUGGAAGGACCCAGCCUGGCCUCCAGGAAGGCACUGGCUAUGGGAGUGGAACAGGGUCGUAACGGGAAGGGCUCGUUGUAUGUCUGGGCCACUGGUAAUGGUGGUAUAAAUGAUGACUGUUGUGGAGCCGAUGGCUACGUUGGGGCGAGGGAGACCAUAUCUAUCGGGAGUAUCAAUGACCAAGGGAUGCGGCCAUGUUUUAUGGAAAUCUGCAGCUCCACCAUGGCAACAGUCCCCAGUGGUGGGGAUUCAUGCAAUACAUUCGGAAAAGGGAACAAACCUCGAAUACGCGUGGUAACUACAGAUGUCCAUGGAGGAUGUACUCUCAAUUUUGAGGGCACCUCCAGUGCUGCACCUAUGGCUGCUGGGGUGUUUGCGGUGGUUCUAGAAGUAAACCCAGACCUGGGAUGGAGAGACAUACUCCAUAUCAUUGCCCUCACUGCACGCAUCCCAGUUCCUGAAAAGACUGGAUGGCAUGUCAACGAUUGUGGCUACCAUACCAACCAUGAACUUGGUUUUGGCGUACUGGAUGUGGCGACCAUGGUUGCUGUGGCCCAGACGUGGGGAAAUGUACCAAAAGAGAAUGUUUGCCAUGGCCCCCGUAUCACAGUUAACAAGAAGAUCGACAGUAACGCCUGUGUUGAAAUGAAGACCAGUGCAUCUGAUUGUCAGAGUGACCCUAAUCGUCGCAUCAAUUUCCUUGAACAUGUCAUGCUCUACUUGCAUCUUGACCACAGUCGCCGUGGUGACAUCGAGAUCAAAGUGACAUCUUCAACCGGAACCAUGUCAACGAUGAUGUACAGAAGGCCUAAUGAUGAUAGUAAAAAAGGCAUGGAUUUUACUUUCAUGUCUGUCCAUUUCUGGGGUGAAAGUGCCUCCGGGGAAUGGACUGUUGCCGUGUGUGAUAACGACAGUGGAUCUAAUCGCAAUAAUCAGGGCUUUAUACACAGUAUGAAUAUGACUUGGUAUGGACUGCACAUGUCAAAAAAGCCACGCACCACCCACAAACCAUACGAGCCUGAGUACAAAGACCAGAUGGCUAUUAUACGUAAGGAGAAAACACUGUAUCAGGAAGAAACCAUUGUAAAACGUAGCGAUAUCCUCCGUAACAAGAAACAUCGCGGCCUUAGCAGAAAGGUGAAAGGGAAUGAAAUAUCGGACCAGGAUUUAUCAGCUCUUAUCUCAGAUAUUAAGAUGGAGCUGAGAGGACAGAACUUUAAUAAGUUCAGAAGUGAAGGUCGUCAGGUUCAAGGUCAGAUGAACACACAGAAGCGAGGCUAUGCAAAUGAGCACAUCAAUACUUUGAAGAAGCAUUUCGGGGAGCACAUAGAGAAUAAAAAUGAUGAAGAACUAGAGGAAAUAUUAGAUGAAAUAGAAAGUAUUUUUGAAGGAAAAGAUCGAGUGCGACGUCAGGCUAAUGUUGAAAGACACCUGCUAAGUAAGCGUUGGUCAGAGAGGCCUGAUGUUAAGUUUGAAGACGUAAUGGAGGAUAUCUACAAUAACAAGGUCCAACACUAACCAUGCUUCUAAUUCUCAACAAAAAAAACAUGUUUAGAUAUGGAAGUUUUAGGGAAAAUAUGGAAAAAAAACAUGGAAGUUUUGGGGAAAAUCUGGAAAAAACAUGAAAGUUUUGGGGAAAAUCUGGAAAAAACAAAUUGAUUCAUGUAUACAGUAUCAUUUCUGAAUUGUUCAUGUGGGAAAAUCAAAUACAUAUCAUCUUUAAAUACGAAAAGCUAAAAAGAAAUCCUUAGUUAAUCUUAAUAUUUAAAUACAUUUUUUGGUAAAAUCCAUGCUAACACAGACUAGCUAGUACAGAGUAAUUCAGGACACAUUGGAGGUACACCAUGAUUGCUAGUCAGAAAACUUUCGGUCUAAAUUUACUUUUUGUUGAGUUUUAGAUGGUGAGUUAUCCACUGUGACCUUCGUUAGACUUAGUUAUUGUAGUAUUCAGGGGUCUGAAGAUCACACAAUCCAUGCCAUUCAUGGCUGAUUUACUUCUUAAUUAAUUUGGUACAAGGGAUUGUCAUUUAUGAGAUUUUUGUCAUAUUUUCAAUGUUUCUAGAAUGGUUUCCUUACUUUUAGAAUGGUUGUCACUUUAGAAUGGUUUCCUUACUUUUAGAACGGUUGUCACUUUAGAAUGGUUUCCUUACUUUUAGAACGGUUGUCACUUUAGAAUGGUCUCCUUACUUUUAGAACGGUUGUCUCUUUAGAAUGGUCUCCUUACUUUUAGAACGGUUGUCACUUUAGAAUGGUCUCCUUACUUUUAGAACGGUUGUCACUUUAGAAUGGUCUCCUUACUUUUAGAAUGGUUGUCACUUUAGAAUGGUUUCCUUACUUUUAGAACGGUUGUCACUUUAGAAUGGUUUCCUUACUUUUAGAACGGUUGUCACUUUAGAAUGGUUUCCUUACUUUUAGAACGGUUGUCACUUUAGAAUGGUUUCCUUACUUUUAGAACGGUUGUCACUUUAGAAUGGUCUCCUUACUUUUAGAACGGUUGUCACUUUAGAAUGGUCUCCUUACUUUUAGAACGGUUGUCACUUUAGAAUGGUCUCCUUACUUUUAGAACGGUUGUCACUUUAGAAUGGUCUCCUUACUUUUAGAACGGUUGUCACUUUAGAAUGGUCUCCUUACUUUUAGAACGGUUGUCACUUUAGAAUGGUCUCCUUACUUUUAGAACGGUUGUCACUUUAGAAUGGUCUCCUUACUUUUAGAACGGUUGUCACUUUAGAAUGGUUUCCUUACUUUUAGAACGGUUGUCACUUUAGAAUGGUCUCCUUACUUUUAGAACGGUUGUCACUUUAGAAUGGUCUCCUUACUUUUAGAACGGUUGUCACUUUAGAAUGGUUUCCUUACUUUUAGAACGGUUGUCACUUUAGAAUGGUCUCCUUACUUUUAGAACGGUUGUCACUUUAGAAUGGUUUCCUUACUUUUAGAAUGGUUGUCACUUUAGAAUGGUUUCCUUACUUUUAAAAUUGUUUCCAUACUUAAAGCAUGGUUGUCUUUUCAUGAUUGCUUGCUGACUAUUAGCAGUUGUCACUACCUAAAAUGUAUAGAUUAAUAGAAUCUAUCAUGGGCCUGUUCCGUGGACAGGGAUAUCUCAACCUGAGUGUUACUCCUAUAACAUAAGAGGCCGCUGGUCGGCUCUUUUUCUAUCGGAUAUUAUUUUGCCGACUGCGACCUCUUAUUUCCGAAGCACUAAUUCUUUGAUGCAGUUUCCGCCCGAAAUCCGGGCGGAACGAAAUAUGCUUGAAAAAAACACUUAAGUGGUUGACAGGUCAUUACAACGAUGUCUACGUAUCAUGUAUGACUAUUAUCGAUACAGAAUCUCUCUUAGCUCCCUCUACUUUUUACAUGACUAUUAUCGAUACAGAAUCUCUCUUAGCUCUCCCUACUUUAGCAUGUCUCUAUUGAUGUGCAUUCCAUUGUUUUGGUAUGACAGGUACAUAGUUUUGACACAGUAAUUGUUUUGUAUUCCUGCCUUUACUAAUGCUAUCUUCAACAUAAUCUUAUCUUCAAAGUGUUGUGAACAAAAUGGUUGGUAAUACUCAUCAUCUUUAAAUGUUUUAUAAAGGAAAUUUUUUUUUUGCUGUUUGGGUACCACGAUAAUAUACAUGUACAUUUUUACUAUUUAAUCUUUCUAAUAAACAAUAUGUUUUUGAUGAUGUUUUAUAUUCAUGUAAAAAAUACUUUCGGUGUUGAUCAAUGUAAUACCUAUCAUUCAAGCUGUGUAAUUGUGACAUUGAAUGAGCACAAAUUAAAAAAAACAUACUUAUCCUAGCGAUAUUGUUGUAGAACUUAGAAAUUCCUUUGUUUAGAGAUCAGAUAUUCCCACCUGUAGAGGUCAAAUUGACCCACCUGUAAACAUAAUUUUGUUAUACCUGUAGAGGUCAAAUUACCCCACCUGUAAAGAUAAUUUUGUUAUACAUGUAGAGAUCAAAUUGUUCCACAUGUGGAGAUAAAGUUGUUAUACAUGUAGAGAUCAAAUUGUUAAUAUCUGUAGAAAUCAAAUUUGUCCACAUGUAGAGAUCAAAUUGUUCCAUCUGUGGGGAUGAAUUGCUCACCCUCUUACCAGUUAUAUGAAAUGUUCCCCCACCUGUAGAGGUCAUAUUGACUUGAGGUAUUAAAUGAUAACAGUCCUAUACCAAAAUAUUAUAUGGUGUGUCCCAGUUUUCUAUGUCCAUAAUGGUCUUGCAAUUUCAUUUUACCAAAGAUCUGUGAGCUAUCAACAUUUUUAUUAAGAAAGGCUUAGACCUUCCAGUUUUGAUAAUGUUAUAUUUGAUGUUCCAAGUUCUGUUUUCCUUGCUAUUUUGAUAAUGUUAUAUUUGAUGUUCCAAGUUCUGUUUUCCUUCCAGUUUUGAUAAUGUUAUAUUUGAUGUUCUGUUCCAAGUUCUAUUUUCCUUGCUAUUGAAAUACAUUAUCUUUUUUAGCAUGGAAGCAGACUUUACAGAACAUCAUUAUCAAAUGUUUGAUGAAUUUAUUCCAAGAAAUAAUGUGUUAACCAUUGUUAUGUACCUCACAUUCGGAAAUCCAUGCUGUCCAGGUAUAAUGUAUAAAAUAAUGUAAUACAUUUACAAUGUAUAUGUAAUACACGAUUCUGAAAUCCAUUGUUUGGCAUGCUGGCCAGGUAUAAUGUAUACAAUAAUGUAAUAAAUUUACAAUGUUUAUAUUUUAUACACGAUUCUGAAAUCCAUUGUUUAGCUCUUUGCCAGGUAUGAUGUAUACAAUAAUGUAAUACAUUCACAUUGUUUAUGUAAUACACGAUUCUGAAAUCCAUUGUUUAGCUCUUUGCCAGAGUAAUUUUAUUAUAGACAUGCUAGAACAUAAGAAAAUGUUGUUUCUAACUAAAUCAGUUGUCUUGUUUUGACUUAAUGUGAUUUUGUUAAAUUUGUGAAAUUCUAAAUUUGUUUGAAAUCUUUUAUGAUAAUUGUUGAGCAAUAUAGUGAUGAUCUGUUUUCUUGUUAUUAGAAGUGCAAUUGUUAUACCAGAAUCUGAUGUUUUACACAUCUCCAUCCAAAGUACAGGUGUUUGAUCGGCUCCUUCCCUUUCAGCAAGGUUACUACAGUUUCUACAAUACUUAAGCCUUAAGUGCUAAUAAUUUAACAUAGAAGAUAGUGCUGAUAUGUGUAUUACUAUACUACUCAUCAUUAGUGAUGUAGUGCCUUUAAGGGGAAUGGGCCAAUCAAAUAAAUCACUGUAGGUCGAACAUAUAGGAGGCACCAUUCCUAACCUCGCUACUUAAUCUCAUUCCAUUUCUAACUAUAUUGUAAGGUUAUUAAUAUGCAAUAUCGUUGAUGUGGUUUUAAUAACCUUUUUUCGUCUUGUUAAAAAAAAUAAAAAUUUUGCAAAGAA
This is a messenger RNA of Pecten maximus, 6544 nucleotides long. Its product is annotated as neuroendocrine convertase 2-like. Gene Ontology annotation, molecular function: serine-type endopeptidase activity. The record is from RefSeq and is a predicted model, not a curated record. Gene Ontology annotation, cellular component: Golgi membrane; trans-Golgi network. The transcript is spliced from 13 exons. Bases 260 to 2713 code for a protein of 817 amino acids. NCBI's taxonomy places the organism in Eukaryota, Metazoa, Mollusca, Bivalvia, Pectinida, Pectinidae. Gene Ontology annotation, biological process: protein processing.